Messenger RNA from Mollisia scopiformis, 1126 nucleotides. Its product is annotated as S-adenosyl-L-methionine-dependent methyltransferase. Bases 311 to 1126 code for a protein of 271 amino acids. The transcript is spliced from 8 exons. The record is from RefSeq and is a predicted model, not a curated record. Gene Ontology annotation, molecular function: methyltransferase activity. Lineage: Eukaryota; Fungi; Ascomycota; Leotiomycetes; Helotiales; Mollisiaceae.
UUUUUUAUGCGAUAGGUAUUGUUCUUGUUUUAUAUUUCGCUUCCUCGCCUCGAGAUUGUUGUCAUUCUGGUCACAUAUCUACGUAACUGUGGACGAAAAAGAAUGGAAGAACAGGUCAAGAAAACUAGAGAAGCUUCCGAGAGAGCUGCGAGGGAGGCAUUGGUGGUCGAUCCAGCGGUGUUUGAACUGAAGGAUGAGGACUUGGUGAGGAAAGCUGGACUAGUUGUGGCGGGAGAGAAGGAGAAGACUGCAGGGAAGGGGGAGGAAGGAAGUAUGCUAUGCUUGAGGUCGGGCGUGAGAAGUGUGGCUGAUGUGUUGGUGUAUAGGUUAUUUUUUGCCGAAUACUGAGAGUGAAGCAGAUAGACUUAAUAUGCAACAUCACAUCUUUGCACUCUCUUUCUCUGAUCGAUUGUCGUUGGCUCCUCUGUCAGAGUCAGACUUAGACGGAAAGCACGUCUUGGACAUCGGGACGGGGACGGGGAUCUGGGCUGUUGAUUUUGCGAAACAAUACCCCAACUGCCACGUCACAGGAUUCGAUAUCUCGCCCUGUAAUCCUACUUCACCACCACCAAACACAACCUUCCUAACCCACAACGCAGAAUCCACCCCAUGGCCCUUCACCCAAAAAUUCCACUACAUCCACGGCCGCGCCAUGAUGUCCUGCUUCGACUCCGCCGCUCUCGUCAUCCAAGAAGCAUACCAGAACCUCGAACCAGGCGGCUGGCUCGAACUCCAAGACGUCGUCGCCCCCUGGACUGACGUCGACGGAAGCCUCUCCAACUCCGCGCUACUCCACUUCCACACCCUAACCAUCUCCGCCGCCGCCCAAAUCGGCCGCGACGUCUGCCAAGUCAUCACUUACCCCUCGCUUCUGGCGGCCGCGGGGUUCUCGUCGGUUACGGAGAUGCAUUAUCAGUGGCCGAUUGGUCCGUGGGCGAUGGAUCCGAGGUUGAAGAGGGUUGGGGAGAUGUUUAGGGAGGAUUUGGAUGUGACGGUUGAGCCGAUUGCGGAGAGGCUUUAUAAGGGCGUGUUGGGGAUGGGGGAUAGUGAGGUAGGGGAGAUAGUGCGGGCGGCGAGGAGGGAUGCGUGGGAUGUGAAGAGGGUUAGGGGGUACAUGCCUGGGUGA